AUGGCGGCGCUGACUGACCUGUACCAGCUCUCCAUGGCCUGCGGGCACUGGCGCAGCGGCCGGGCCCGCCUGCCCGCCUCGGCCGAGCUCUUCUUCCGCCGCGGGCCCUUCGGCGGCGCCUUCGCGCUGGGCGCCGGCCUGGCCCAGGGGCUGCGCGGCCUCCGCGCCUUCCGCUUCUCGGCUGCCGACAUUGCCUACCUGCGCUCUGUCCUGCCCAGCACCACUGAGGAGGCCUUCUUCGACUACCUGGCCACCCUGGACACCUCAGAGGUGACCGUCUCUGCUGUGCCUGAGGGCUCCGUCGUCUUUGCCAGGGUCCCAUUCCUACAGGUGAAGGGGCCACUGCUGGUGGUGCAGCUGCUGGAGACCACUUUGCUGUGCCUGAUCAACUAUGCCAGCCUGGUGGCCACCAACGCCUCCCGCUUCCGACUCCUUGCUGGUCCAGAUGUGAAGCUGAUGGAGAUGGGGCUCCGUCGGGCCCAGGGGCCGGAUGGUGCCCUCUCGGCCUCCAAGUACUCCUACAUCGGGGGCUUUGACUGCACCAGCAACGUGCUGGCAGGGAAGCUGUAUGGCAUCCCGGUGCGUGGCACCAUCGCCCAUUCCUUCAUCAUGUCCUUCACUGCGAUGGAGGAGGUGCAGCCCCGGGAGCUGGUGCCGUUGGCAGGAGGGGAAGCAGUAGACCUCCCAAGCUUGGCUGAGUCAUGGCUGCAGCAGGUGUGUGAGCUGCUCCAGACACCCCUGGAGAAGACAAACCGAGGUGAGCUGGCCGCCUUCGUGUCCUAUGCUGUCACCUUCCCACGAGACUUCCAGGGGCUGCUGGACACCUACUGUGUCAGGAGGAGUGGCUUGCCCAACUUCUGCGCUGUGGCACUGGCCCUGCACCAGCUGGGCUACCAGGCCAUAGGCGUGCGGCUGGACAGCGGGGACCUGGCCCAGCAGUCCAAGGAGAUCCGCCAGGUGCUCCGAGCCUGUGGUGCUCACUUCCAGGUGCCCUGGUUUGAGACCAUCCCCAUUGCUGUCAGCAAUGACAUCAGUGAGCAGAGCCUGGAGAAGUUCAUCCAGGAGGGGAGCGAGAUCGACAUGAUCGGCGUCGGGACACACCUGGUGACGUGUCCCCUGCAGCCAUCGCUGGGCUGCGUUUACAAGCUGGUGGAGGUCAAUGGCUCCCCAUGCCUGAAGCUCACAGAAGAUGAGGAGAAGAUGACAAUCCCAGGGACCAAGACUGUCUAUCGGCUCUAUGAUGAUGCUGGCCACCCCUUCAUGGACCUCAUGGCCUUGGAGGAGGAGCCUUCACCCAGAGCGGGGCAAGAGCUGGAGAUCCGAGUCCUGGGGCAGCUUGGUGAGACCUGUAAGGUUGUGGCCAGCGUCGUGGAGCCCCUCCAUCGCACAUACUUCAAGGAUGGUCAGCUGUGUGAGCCGCUGCCUAGCCUGCCAGAGGUGAGGACCCAUGCUCAGGUGUCCCUCAGCCUGCUCAACCCUGCUCACCGCCGGCUCCAUGACCCUCAACCCUACCCAGUGGCCAUGACAGAGAGGCUCCACCACCUCCUCACCAAGCUGCAGGAGGCCAGCCAGUGA
Molecule: messenger RNA, 1575 nt
Organism: Indicator indicator
Lineage: Eukaryota; Metazoa; Chordata; Aves; Piciformes; Indicatoridae
Gene: NAPRT
Product: nicotinate phosphoribosyltransferase
Exons: 13
Coding region: 1-1575 (524 amino acids)
Biological process (GO): NAD+ biosynthetic process
Molecular function (GO): nicotinate phosphoribosyltransferase activity
Source: RefSeq, a predicted model, not a curated record